CGCCAAUCAUGACUUUAGUUAUUAGUAGUUAAAUAUUCAAUCAUCAAAAUUACACGUUUCUUUUUGAAAGUUUUAGCAAUCGGUAAUAUAAUUACAGUGCAAUCUCCGUAAUUCGAGCUAAUUGUUGCAAGAAGAUGUUCGAAUUAUGGAAUGUUUUCGGAAAAAUUCAAAAAAUAUUUUUAAUAUACAGCUGCUGCAUUUUCUGUCUUAUUUAAAUAAUUUAAUUUUGCCCACAGAUGACUGAUGCCAUGUCCGAAUCUAAAAAGAAAUGUAGACAGUACAGUGUUGAUUAUUUGAAAUUUGGCUUCAGUCCAUCAUUGCCGGACAAACAAUCGCCUAUGUGCCUUUUAUGAAACAAAGUUUUGGGCAAUGACGCUAUGAAACCAUCUAAACUGCAAGAUCAUCUGAGAAGAUGCCACCCUGAUAAAACAGAGAAAGAUUUGAAAUACUUUCAAACACUCAAAGAUAAAUUUCAGAAGAGACCUACACUGGACAGAAUGUUCGCUUCGACGUCACAAAGAAAUGAUGAUGGUUUGCGGGCGUCUUACAAUAUCUCGUUACUUAUAGCAAAAUCCGGAGAACCGCAUACUAUCGGAGAGAAGUUAAUUUUGCCAGCCGUUGAAGAGGUUUUAAAAACUGUUUUACACAAACCUGCAUCUGAUAUCAUUAAAAGAAUUCCCUUAAGCAACAAUACUGUUGAAAGACGUAUUGAUGAAAUGCGUUCUGAUAUUGAAAUUUGA
This is a messenger RNA of Acanthoscelides obtectus, 740 nucleotides long. NCBI's taxonomy places the organism in Eukaryota, Metazoa, Arthropoda, Insecta, Coleoptera, Chrysomelidae. The record is from the annotation of a GenBank genome assembly.